GUAACAUUUUAGUCAAGAAUGAAAUGGUACAAGCUGAUGUGAAGCUUUUCUUUUUAUCAUAGUGUUAUUCUUUCAUCUCCAUUUCUUUCACUUAUUAUUUCUUCUCCAUAGUGUACAGUUUCUUAUUAAGCGUUUUCUUUCUUUUUUUCUAUCUCCUUCCUGACAUCUAUCAUGUAGCUCUUCUCUCUUUAUUCAAUCAUUUUGUCUCUUCUCUCAUUCACCCAUUAUCCUAUUUAAUUACUUUACAAGCACACAUCUCUUCCUAUUUCGUGUUUUUCUCUGCUUCCUUGUAUUUACGGUUUCGUCUCUUCUCCUUGCUUCAGUCCAUCGUGUUCGAGGUGUAUCUUCGUGUAUCAUGGAGGGACACUCGCCUCGUCUUUCCUCAUUCCAUUCUCAACGCCUCCAGUGAUGCUCCUAAGGACUCCUCCAACACCCAGGAGAAAGCAUCUAUGACAGUGUCCCCAGCGCUACUGAAGAAGGUGUGGGUGCCUGACGUGUUCAUUCGAGGCACUCGCUCCCUCGACACGUUCACCUUCCUGCAGAAGUUCCAGGGCGUCACCAUUUCGUCAGAUUCCACCGUGUACACCUCCGUCAUGAUGCAGCUCAAACUUGUGUGCAGCAUGUCCUUCUACAUGUAUCCCUUUGACGUCCAGCGAUGCACUGUCUUUAUCAAAAGCUCUACUGCAGACAUCUACCAGCUGCACGAGCUCGCUCUGGACUGGAUGCCACCUGGACUCAGCACAGACGAGGACCUCAAGCGGCAGCUGGCGAGCUAUGACUUUUCGGUGAGGAGUCUGAACGGCACCACUUGUUCCUGCACCAAGUGUGUGCCCGGUGAGUCAGUCCCUGGCCUCUCUCACGCACUCAAACACGCAUUUGUCAGGAAUAGGAAUCACAAACCUACUCCCCGGCACUCUUAA
Molecule: messenger RNA, 920 nt
Organism: Portunus trituberculatus (swimming crab)
Lineage: Eukaryota; Metazoa; Arthropoda; Malacostraca; Decapoda; Portunidae
Product: gamma-aminobutyric acid receptor subunit gamma-4-like
Exons: 4
Coding region: 450-920 (156 amino acids)
Biological process (GO): monoatomic ion transport
Cellular component (GO): membrane
Molecular function (GO): extracellular ligand-gated monoatomic ion channel activity
Source: RefSeq, a predicted model, not a curated record